Cololabis saira (Pacific saury) is the source of this 1337-nucleotide messenger RNA. It is a transcript of the gene nudc, whose product is annotated as nudC nuclear distribution protein. The transcript has 9 exons. The coding region runs from base 109 to 1110 and encodes 333 amino acids. The record is from RefSeq and is a predicted model, not a curated record. NCBI's taxonomy places the organism in Eukaryota, Metazoa, Chordata, Actinopteri, Beloniformes, Belonidae. Gene Ontology annotation, biological process: protein folding. Gene Ontology annotation, cellular component: cytoplasm.
UAUCCAGGAAGUGAGCAGCGUGUCUGCGGGCCUCACGUCUUUCCGUCCUACUAUUCUCUCUCUUUCUCUGAUAAAAGUCACGGUUUUCUCUCAUCCUUCACCGUCACAAUGGGAGACGACGAGGAGAAGUACGACGGGAUGCUGCUGGUGAUGGCGCAGCAGCACGAAGGAGGAGUCCAGGAGUUGGUGAACACGUUCUUCAGCUUCCUGCAACGUAAAACGGAUUUCUUCACCGGAGGCGACGACGGCGCUGCGGAGAAGGUGGUGAAGGACGCCUUCGACCGGCACAACAAGCUGGCGCUGAAGUCCCGGAAAGAGCAGCAGCAGAGGCAGGAGAAGGAGAAGAAACUGAAGGCCGAACGGGCGGCCAAGCUGGCAGAGGAGGAGAGGAAGAAGAAGACGACCGAUGACGGCCCUAAAAUCCAGGAACUGACGGACGAAGAGGCAGAAAAACUGCAGACCGAACUCGACAAGAAGAAGAAGGACGAGGAGAAGAAGAAGAAAGUAACGGAGGAUUCAGAGAGCAAAGCUGACAAGGAGAAGGGGUCCGACUCUGAGGGAGAGGAGGAUGAGAAGGACAAAGAUAAGCUGAAGCCUAACUCGGGGAACGGAGCCGACCUGCCGGCCUACAAGUGGACGCAGACUCUGUCUGAGGUUGAUCUGGUGGUGCCUUUCGAUGUGAAGUUCCGCAUCAAGGGGCGCGACGUGGUGGUGGACAUCCAGCGGCGCUCCCUGCGGGUGGGGCUGAAGGGCCACCCGCCGGUGAUCGAGGGCCCGCUGAGCCACGAGGUGAAGGUGGAGGAGAGCUCCUGGCUGAUCGACGACGGCAAGGUGGUGACGGUGCACCUGGAGAAGAUCAACACCAUGGAGUGGUGGAACCGGAUCGUCCCCUCGGACCCGGAGAUCAACACCAAGAAGAUCCGUCCCGAGAACUCAAAGCUGUCCGACCUGGACGGAGAGACGCGCGGCAUGGUGGAGAAGAUGAUGUACGACCAGCGGCAGAAGUCCAUGGGGCUGCCCACGUCGGAGGAGCAGAAGAAGCAGGACAUCCUCAAGAAGUUCAUGGCUCAGCAUCCGGAGAUGGAUUUCUCUAAAGCCAAGUUCAGCUGAGACGUGGCUCCGGCUGCGUCAGGACCAUCAGAACCGGGCCGGCGCCAGCCGCUCGGGUCGCCUGGUUAAUGGACACGCUCUUGUUGACUGACACGUCUUAAGCGCAUGGUUUCUGUUUGUUUACCGGAGAGUUGGAGGUAUUUAACGUUCACUCUGUACGUGGUCUCGCUCCCUAAAGAUGUUUGGACUUUCUGUUUCUUUUUUUAAUAAAUCACGUCAAAAAGAAA